AUGUCUCAGAUAGACACUCAGAUCUCUACGGCUGCCGUCAUCGGCUGGCAAAGUCUAGAGAACCAAAACUUCCUCGCUGAUCCGGAUCCGCAGCAAAGUACUUUGACAUUUAAGACACGAUUCGAGAAGCCUUUCUUCAUCUUUGAGAUCUGGAUUCCUGUAUAUAUAAAGAUAAUCGAAAGGAGAAUAUUGAAGAACACUUUCCUUAUUUUGAGCAUACAGCUAUCAACCAUCGAGACAUUUUCCCUUCAAGUCUUGUCGACAAUCCCUGAACCAGUUGAAAGGAAGCUCAACUCUCCCGUCCUUCGUCUUGAUUUCAGGCUGAGUGAUAACAUUACUACCCUCAUUCCCCUCUACGCCAGGGAACAACCCAAGCAGGGUCGCACGCACUCUGGCGUCGUUCUCGACAGCGUUCUUGAAAUAUCACAAGCAACAUCUAUCUCCGUUUAUAUCAACCACAGUGCUUCGUAUGAAGCUCAGCUGAAUUCUAUCCGAAAUUCCCUAAAUGAGGGUUAUUACCAAUCUAUUCCCAAGACCCAACCUGAUCUGCAAAGACUAUAUCAAGGUCAAGGCGCCAAAAUUGCUCACUUGCAUACCCAGCCAAAAGAGGCAUCUGCCACUGAGCCUGACCAGCUACCAUCUUAUCAUGAUACGCAAUUACCAAGUUCAGGCAGACUCAUACAACUAAAGAAGCGACCUCGGGUAGAGGACGAUGAGUACAAAGACAACAUGAUCUCAUCAUUGAUUGAAGCCGUCAAAGCCAUGCAAGAAAAGGUUUCUUUCUUAGAAAUCCAGCAGAACACCUAG
Molecule: messenger RNA, 807 nt
Organism: Fusarium pseudograminearum CS3096
Lineage: Eukaryota; Fungi; Ascomycota; Sordariomycetes; Hypocreales; Nectriaceae
Exons: 1
Coding region: 1-807 (268 amino acids)
Source: RefSeq, a predicted model, not a curated record